Messenger RNA from Sparassis crispa, 711 nucleotides. RefSeq lists its product with no specific name. Bases 1 to 711 code for a protein of 236 amino acids. The record is from RefSeq and is a predicted model, not a curated record. Gene Ontology annotation, molecular function: nucleic acid binding. NCBI's taxonomy places the organism in Eukaryota, Fungi, Basidiomycota, Agaricomycetes, Polyporales, Sparassidaceae. The transcript has 4 exons.
AUGGCGACCCCAGGGAUCACCAGGGUCUUCCAGUCCACCCGUGAAGCUGCUGGUCGGGCUUCCAGAGAAGUCGCUCCCGACAGCAGGCGGUUCAUCGUAGUCCACGGUCUUCCACGUUCCGCUUUACCAGCUGAUGUUCGCCGGGCAUGCCUAAAAGCUAAGGUGGAUGUCGCGUCCGUCUCAAUAGAUUAUUUCCGGCUCCUCCCCACACAGAAGGCCUUCAUCGAGCUGCACAGUCCCCUCUACCUCCAGUCAAGCCUGAAGAACCUCAAAAAUGCCGUAGUUGGCGGCAGUCAAAUCUACUCAUAUCCCUCUCAAGACCCCACAGGUGGUCGCCCAGACCGCACAAGGGGCAUCAAGGGCCGCGCAGAGGCAGCCGAGCGGGGUAUUAUCACUGGCAACGGACCAGCGGGGGGCCUCACCAGCCAGGGGAAGAACGUAGUAAUGUCGGGGCUUCCGGGCAGGAUGACUGCGGAGGCCCUGAGGGAGUUCCUCAAGGGAUACAAGCUCGCAGGCUCUGAGGGCGGCAAGAAGGAAGUCGUUAAGAUGGAUGUGGGAGUCUAUCAGAAGUUGGCCUUCACAUCGCGGCAUCUCGUCCGCACGGCAUCCAUAUCGGAGGCUCACCGUCUCGUUCGGACACUACAUAUGACGUUUUUCCGACCUGAAGUCUAUCACCACCUGUAUCCUCUCCGCGCUCGUGUUGUAUACUGA